AUGGCAGCUAUAGCAGAAAUGGGGGAGGUUGAGGAUAUGAUUUCUAAGGAAGAAGGUAACAUAAUUACGAAUGGUGACUUGUCCAAUGAUGCAAUCAUGGAAGAGAACCAAGACAGUCAGGGCAAUAUCAAAAAAUCAGCGAGCCUUCCAGAACCGAUGGACACAGACGAAAACGAUGUCGAUACCAAAGAUAGCAAAGAAGCUGAACAAAGUAAUGAAGCAGAAGAAAGCAAUGAAGAAAUUGAAAAUAUCACCGAAGAAGAAGCCGUCUUAGAAGAAAUUACUAAUCAAUCUGAAGACAUUGAUGAUGAUGAUGAUAAUGAAAUUGAUAAUGAAGCAAACGAAGAGAUAAUUGAACAACGUUCCGAGGAAAACGUAGACGAGAGUAGCCAAGGAACAAAGGCUAGUGAAGACGACGAUGAGUCUAAAGUUAACGAAGAAACUAACGACGAGGAUGAAAAUUCCAAAUCGGCACAGGAUGAAAAUUCCAAAUCGGCACAGGAUGAGAAUUCCAAAUCGGCACAGGAUGAAAAUUCCAAAUCAGCACAGGACGAAACUAGCCAGCAGAGUACCGAGGGUUCAGAAAAGUCUGCCAAAAAGUUUGAGGAUAAUUUCAUCAAAGAGAAAUUCAUCGAAAUUCAUGAAAUAGAAUCUGAUGAUGAUGAAGAGGAAGAUAAUAGUAAAAGUAAUAAAAUUAGUAAUAGUGAUCCUAUUGAAUUGAACGAUUCGGGUGGGGAAGACGAAGGAGAUGUAAUGAUAGUAGAUGGAGAUGAAGGUGAUAGUCCCAAGGAAAAUGGCGAAAUUAUAGAUUUGGCGACCCCUGAAAAACAGAUGCAGUCUGCGAAGCCUUGCAUCACUCCUAGACGUAGCUCUCGGAACUUGAACAAAAACAAAUCGUACGCUGAAAGCGACAAAGAAGACAGUGACAAAGAGGAAAAACGCAGUGGUCUAUCUACGCAACCCCUAUCCGAAACUCCACCGUUACGAAUCCCCGCCGAAGUCCCAGCAGUUGAAGAAGAAGAGGAAUCCGACGUGGAAGAGGUCCUGCCUCAGGAUCCUUUGGCCUGCAACGACGCUAUCACCGUCGAAAGGAUACCCGCGGAGAAAGCGAAACCUAUUGUGAAACCGGCUCCCGCGAUCGUCGUGAAUGACACUAAAAAGUUAGUGGAAAUAGCUUCGAAAUCGACCAACUCGGUUCAGGGUAAAAAAGAACCAACUCUGGUGAUUAUAGAUACUAAUUCAAUUUUGUCAGGUCGUGGUCCCAUUCCCAUGCAUACCAAUACCAACACCAAACCCAAUGCUAUAUCCUCGUCCAAUUACCAAACUGUCCUUCCCAUGGCGCUGCCCGCUCAAGGCAUGUACCCUCCAAACAUGCGAGCAACGAUUACCCCGAUUCCCGUGAACGCCGCUUCGCUUACCCCCCAGCCCCAACCUAAACUCUCCCCUGCUACGAUUACACCGGCCAUGACGACGCCGCUGUUACCCACGUUGACUGACGACAUGUUCGUGGUGGAGGCGCCGUCUUUUAUCGUACCCUACGUGUACGAAAAGCCCCCGGUGAAGGACUUUAAGGAUUUCGUAAAGGAUAUUCAGACACAGAUUGAUGCGUGCAGGAAGGCCUUAGAGGAGGAAGAAAAGAAAGCCGAAAAGGAUGAGGACGAUAGCGGCAAGAGUGAUGAGGAUGAGAAAGAGGACGUAAAGGAGGAAAAAAUUAAAAAAGAGGACAAGACCGAUCCUAUGUACGUACCGGAGAUCAAAAAGGACGCGGAAGAUCCGAAGAAGCCGUACUCGUACUUCGACAGCCCACUGGGCAAAUUCUUCAUCAACAUCGGUCUAAACUUCGUUCAAGAGUUCGUCCAAACCGAUCUGCUAAAGCAGCAGAGGCGGAAACACAGCCGCGAGGGUGGCUCCAAUCCCGAAACCGAAAAGACCAUCAAGUCGCUGAUUAAGAACCUCGAGUUCUCGAAGGAAAACAAUGGCCACUUCAAGACUGUGUUAAAGAAGUGUGAGUUUUGCAAUUUCAAGACCGAGUCUGCGUUAGCGAUGUCAUACCAUUUGGAGACACCGCACAUGAAGAAUUUCGUGUACAAAUGUAAUUUUUGCGCGUACGAGGUGCGGAGCCCGCACGAUAUUUUGUUUCACAUGGAGGCGGAACACGCGGUGCGCGGGCAUCUCGAGAGAGCACCCGCCUUCCAUCAGUGUCCCAAUUGUCCGUUUGAGGAUAACCAGAAAGGUAAACUUUCUCGGCAUUUGGUGACGUGUAUGAGAAAAUUCAAGCCCGAACGGAACCUGGAACCCCCGGUUGAUUGGGAACCGCCAGCGAAGAUACCAAGAGUGCCUAAAAUGAGACAGCAAGGUCUUAAUGCCACAGCGGCCGCAUACCAGGCCAUGUCCAAGACGACGCAGUACCAAUUCCUGUCUAAGAUGCAGCUACAGAGUACUCAAAACGUCCUCAACAGGGGUAGAGGUCGUCCGUCGCUAGGUACGAAUAUCAACAUAAAGCCUCAGAGUUCAUUGAUACGACCGCCAGGUAUGGUGUUCAAACAACAGACUGUAUCUGGAGGUGGGUCUGUGUUGGUACCCACCAGUUAUCAGUUGAGCGGUAACCAGGUGUUCCAGGUGGUGGGAGGACAAGAGAUAAGUGGCGGUCGGCUUGGUAACCCCGGCCACGUCUUUCUCCCCAACAUGCCUUCCGCCUCUAGCACUUCAAUGGCCCUUCAGAACCAAGCGAAUCAAUCCGCGUCAGGAAAAAAGCCCGCUCAACAGCCGAGCAUAUCUAUAACGCCUCUACCUCGCGGCACAACGGCCACCGUGUCACCCGCUUCCUCGGGCGGAGCCAAACCCGGCGAUACCAGUUCCAAGAACUCGUUCGUCAUUUGCGAAAUCUGCGACGGCUACAUCAAGGACUUAGAACAGCUCAGGAACCACAUGCAGUGGAUACAUAAGAUCAAGAUUCAUCCGAAGAUGAUCUAUAAUAGGCCGCCUUUAAAUUGUCAGAAGUGUCAGUUUAGGUUCUUUACUGAUCAGGGAUUGGAGCGACAUUUGUUGGGUUCGCACGGAUUGGUCACGUCUAGUAUGCAGGACGCGGCUAACAAGAGCAAGGAUUCGGGACGGUGUCCUGUUUGCGGAAGGGUGUACCAAUGGAAACUGCUGAACCACGUAGCCCGCGACCACAACAUGACGCUGAAACCGGCCCAUCUGUCGUACAAGUGCACGGUGUGCACGGCCACCUUCGGCAUGUACAAACAGUUCGAAAACCACGUCUAUUCCGCCCACAGCGUCGUCGCCAAGCGUGUCAUGGAUAAGAAAGGCGUCGCGCCCGGUGCGUCCGGCGGCUCGACCACCGCCACUAAAACUUCGACGGCUGAUCAACUCAAACCGUUGAAAAUCAACGACGAGAUCACGAUAAUCCCGCAACCGGCCAAAACCGCGGCCGCUGCUGCCUCGUCUUCUGCGACCUCUACGGCCAAUGGGAAGGAGGAAAAGAGCUCGCCAAGCACAAGCAAAAGUAGGUAG
Psylliodes chrysocephalus is the source of this 3516-nucleotide messenger RNA. Lineage: Eukaryota; Metazoa; Arthropoda; Insecta; Coleoptera; Chrysomelidae. The record is from the annotation of a GenBank genome assembly.